AUGCUAGUAGUCGAUCCUGGUCUUGACAUGGAUGAUUGCAACUCCCUGCCUCUUAGUCCACACCAUUUUAUCGUGGCUGUGAAGAACCGUAUUAUCUGUACAAUCAGAGGCAGAGCAUAUGUUGUUGUGAUUGCACGGAAUCUAUACAAUCGUCUGUAUCAUAAUACAAAGCCAUCUGAUUUCGAUCGAUCCUGCACCGUGGUAGCCGAGGUUCAUAAUACAAAGCCAUCUGAUUUCGAUCGAUCCUGCACCGUGGUAGCCGAGGUUCCGAUCAAGGGUCAUAAUAUAUCAGCUCUGCCUACGCUGGACAUAUACAAUAAGCUAUCAGAGGGUUUUUUGCUUGGGUGUAUGGCUUCGAUUUCUCCUGGUGCCAUGAAUCCAGAUUACAGAAGUAGGACUUUACAUCCUCCGUUUUCUCGAGGCAUCGUCAUUUUUCUCGAGUGCCUUUUCUUCUACUUCUAUGAUCCCGAUAACGAUUCUGAUUGUAGAUUCAGUGUUGAAGUAACAGCUGGAUUCAUCACACUGAGGACUUUGCCUGGAAUACUUGCUGGUGCUUGUAAUUUACAAAUGGAGAGAAGACACUUAUCCAUGGAUGACAAGAUUGAAGAGUUUCCUUCAAAGACAAACAAUCUAGUGCCUAUUAGGUACUAUUUCAAAGAAAUCAGAAAAAUGACAUGGUUUUAAAGAAAAACUAGGUGAAGGGGCUACGGCUCUGUGUUUAAAGGAAAGCUUCGCAGUGGACAUCAUGUGGCGGUGAAAUUGCUGGGAAAUAAAAAGGGUGACGGCCAAGAUUUCAUUAACGAAGUUGCUUCCAUCGGGAGAAUUCAUCACGCUAAUGUGGCGAAACUUAUCGGAUUCUGUGUGGAGGGAUCGAAGCAGGCUCUGGUGUACGAUUUCAUG
Hibiscus syriacus is the source of this 900-nucleotide messenger RNA. RefSeq lists its product as uncharacterized. The record is from RefSeq and is a predicted model, not a curated record. The coding region runs from base 1 to 684 and encodes 227 amino acids. The transcript is spliced from 4 exons. Lineage: Eukaryota; Viridiplantae; Streptophyta; Magnoliopsida; Malvales; Malvaceae.